Messenger RNA from Dendronephthya gigantea, 3119 nucleotides. Its product is annotated as zinc finger MYM-type protein 1-like. Bases 147 to 3119 code for a protein of 990 amino acids. Gene Ontology annotation, molecular function: protein dimerization activity. The record is from RefSeq and is a predicted model, not a curated record. Lineage: Eukaryota; Metazoa; Cnidaria; Anthozoa; Malacalcyonacea; Nephtheidae. The transcript is spliced from 3 exons.
UAUAUGAAAGUUGCGCUAUGAAACAUGAUAUAGCAUACAAAACACAACACUCAUCUGCGCGUCAUUUGCUUUGGGAAUGUUUAUACUUUAUUAUAUACACGAAUUUGCGAAAUUAAAAAGGUAAACGAAUAAAACAAACUGAAUGAAUGGAGAGUAGCAAAGGUAAACGCAAACGGAAGCGAGAGAAACUGACAUGUUUAGUCUGUAAUCGGUCGUUUGAUGAUGAUUACCGAAAUGAACACAACAAGAAAUACCACGAUGAUUUGUUAAAGGCAGGGAAAUCAAUAUCUUAUAAAGUGGCCGGUGCUCCCGCAAACCCGUUUGUCUUGGCGGCACAGAUACAUAAGGAAAAGGUAUCACAGACAAAGAAUGAUCCGGAAAGCUCUGGUGCCCCUUUGGAGACGUUGACUGUUUCCGCAGGCGAAAGUGUUGCCGAGAAAGAUUCCCAACCCUCAAAAUCACAUAAUGUUGACACAGCAGUACUUUCUUCAAAGGCAUCAGGAAGCGAAAGUGACAAAUCACACAAAGACGAAACAGUCGAGAGCUAUACCGUGGAAGACGUGAACAAAGAGACCGAAGUAAGCGAGGGCGAUGGUAACAUAACAUGGCUUCAGUGCGCAGGGUUGCUCCAUUAUCUCAAGUUUCAACUUCGUAACGUUGAAGGAAUUAUGGACGAAGUUGCAUCGGCUGAUAAUCCCAAUCAGGAACAUUUUCUGAGCAAAGUGGUCGAAACUGCUGAUCAAGUUAGGGAAACUGCAAGCGAGCUUGUUAAAAGAUCAUCUCAAGUUCUCAAAAACAUUGAAAAGGAGAAGAUGACACUCGAAGAUAGCAAUGAGAAUUAUUUUUCCCCUGCAAUUCCACCAUUGGAUCCUGCAUUGCGAUCAAGGCAUCUGACAGACAGUCAAAAAACGUACCUGAUACAAAUCGGUCCGAAUCAACCGCAUUUACAGGCAUAUCCAACCAACCCAAGUGCCUCCGACGUUAUGAGAGAAGGCCACAAGCAGUCCAGGUUUAAUCCAUCCUGGUACAAAGAUUACCCUCACCUGGAAUAUAGCAUAUCAAAAGAUGCUGCCUUUUGCUUUGUAUGUUCUCUGUUUAGCAGUGGUCCAGGGAUGGAGAAAGCGGAAAGUGCUUGGAGUACAGAAGGAGUGCGCACAUGGCAUAAAUUUAAGAGCUGUGGGAAGGCGAAGCCUGGGAAGUUAGCAACACACUUCUCAUCUACGAGUCACAAAAGUGCCGUCCUGGCGUAUGCAAAUUUUGUGAAAACGUCUGGACACGUCGAUGUACUGCUUUCUAAGGCCAGACGUCAGGCUCUCAUCCAGGAAGAGGAAGACCUAAUCCACAACAGGAAGAUUGUUGAGAUACUGCUCGACGUAACGAAAACACUCGGACGCCAAAGUAUCGCGUUUAGAGGUCACGGAGAUGACAAAGAAGGAAAUUUCCAGCAGAUUGUGAUGAUGAUGGCCAGACAUUGUCCCGAUUUAAAAGCCUGGUUCAACACUACCCGGAUGCGACCAUACCGCAUAACAUAUCUAAGUGCACACUCCCAAAACGAAUUUAUUCAACUAAUUGGCCACCAAUUGCAAAAACAGAUUGCCAAAGAAAUUGAAGAAGCCCACAUGUACUCGGUCAUGGCUGAUACAACGCCAGAUGUUUCACACAAAGAUCGCCUUGCACUUGCUUGUCGGUACGUGGAUGCCAACGGUCAGCCAAGAGAACGAUUGAUGUCACUGACGGAAGCCAAAGACAAGACGGGGGAAGGAGGAGCUAGGGAGAUCAUCGAGGCGCUAAAUAAGCAUGAGAUCAAUUUAGACGAUCUAUGCUUCCAAAGCUACGACUACGCAGCUUCAAUGUCUGGAAGAUUCAAUGGAGUUCAAAAGAAGAUUCAAGAUAAGCUUGGAAGAAGAAUUCCAUAUAUGCCAUGCUUAGCACACCGUUCAAACACGGUAAUUGAACACAGUUGUGAAGCAAGCGCUAUUAUAACUGAGUUGUUCAACGUACUCGAGGAAUUGUAUGUUUUCUUCACGAGCAGUACCAAGCGCAUUUCAUCGCUUAAAGAGCACAUCGAUGAUGCAGAUAUCGAUAACCCGUUGCAGCUAAGGAACCUGUCCAAGACACGCUGGGUGGCUCGAGCGGAAUCGAUCAAGGCUGUGUGGUCGACGUACGAAGCAAUCUUGAAAUCAUUGACGGAUCUUAAAGAACGUUCAACUGAUGGUAAGACAAAAACGGCUUCCUCGGGUUUGUUGGCCAAAAUCACUCAAUUCGAUUUCAUCGUGUGCAUAAUGUUUAUGAAAAACAUAAUGUACAAAACGAAGAGAAUGACGGAGAUCCUUCAGAAAGAGGAACUUAACAUCAUUGACGCAAUUACAAUUAUGGAAUCAACCAUAAAAAGCUUGGAAAGCGUGGCCAACGACAGUGAUGCAAUGAAUGCAGAAAUUCAAGCAGCAACUGUGUUCGCAGAACGGCUUGGUGUGGAUGUAGAGAGUGAUUUCCGACGCCAUCAUCGCCUCAGAAAACCACCUCGAAGAAUCGAUGACAACCCCUCUAAUACUGUAGCACUAAGCCUGGAGUCCUUUUACCGGAAAGAAUUUAAAGCAGUAUUGGAUACUCAGAUCACCCGCUACAAAGAAGUGUACAACAGUUCCAAAGAAACGACUGGUCCACUGAUCGAUGUUUUGCAUCCUUCCAAAGGCAAGGUUCCACUGGAAUCGUUUAAAGACUUCGGAGAAUUUUUCCCACGAGACCAACGACCAGACGCAGAAGCUCUAAUGGCAGAAAUUGAAGUUUUCAAGGUGCACCUAGCUGACAAUCACAACGACGUUAAAAAUAUUUCUGAGGCAGGCGAAAUAUCAGAGAAACAGAAGUCAGUGUUUCCCUUGACGAACAAGGCUUAUCGCCUAGCUCUUACUGCACCAGUUACUGUAGCGAAAGACGAAAGAACAUUUAGCAAGUUAAAGCUUGUGAAAACCCUGUGCAGAUCAACGAUGCGCGAUGAACGACUGGAAGAACUGCUACUAAUGGCUUGUGAAAAAGAUAUCACAGAUAGCAUAAGCAUUUCCCGAAUGGCUACAGCUUGGGCAGCUUUAAAACAACGUCGGGUCUCCAUUUCCAUAUCAUAG